Molecule: messenger RNA, 1746 nt
Organism: Spodoptera exigua (beet armyworm)
Lineage: Eukaryota; Metazoa; Arthropoda; Insecta; Lepidoptera; Noctuidae
Source: the annotation of a GenBank genome assembly
AUCGAGUUAAAUCCUUAGCAUGUCCGUAGGUACGUCUCGCGAAUAUUUCAGUUGCGUUCGGAGUUUGGUUCCCACCGCAGUGAUUUCGCCUUAAUAGGCUCAGAACUAAAUGAGCGAUGUAUCAGAGAAGAGUAGACGCAGCGUGCGACGGCAGCGCUCCAUCUACCAGGUGCACUACAGCAUGCGGCGGCAGGACGCCGAGAUGACGGCCAAGCCGCUGCUCAUGCCCACCAGCCCGGUUGAGGUGCAGGCCUACGCACUCCAGGUGGCCGGACAUAGGAACACUGAGGAUACUAAGUACUUAGGUCUCCUCCAAUGCAACAAUGGCACGAUAAUGAAGCCUAUCAUAAAGGAGUCUCAGAAACGAGAGGUGGACUUUUACGAACAUCUAAAGAGUAGCACGCAAGCUGAGCUGCUGGAGUUAAGGGGUCUUGUGGCGAAAUACUUCGGAAACAGAAAGUAUACGUACAACGGGUUCGAACAGGAUUACAUCAUACUGGAGGAUCUUACUGAGAGAAUGCUGGAGCCUUGUAUUAUGGAUGUUAAGAUUGGCAAGAGAACAUGGGACCCGCUAGCGACGGAAGAGAAGAUAAAGAACGAACAAAGCAAGUACGCGGCGUGCAAACAGCAGUACGGGUUCUGUAUCCCGGGGUUCCAGGUGUACCGGCUCAGUACUGGCAAGCUGUGCAAGUACAACAAGGACUACGGGAAACGGCUGCAAGGACAUGCUGUUAAAGAAGCAAUCCGCAACUACCUGAACGGUAUAGGAGCAACUCUCUGCCGGGCGUUACUGCUGCAGUUUCUGUCGGAACUAUGGAAGAUACAGAAAUGGUCGCGGCGGCAGACGGCGGUGCGGCUGUACAGCGCGUCCCUGCUGCUGGUGUACGACGCGGCCAGGCUGCGGGACUGCUGCCAGAGCAAGGAGUUCACAGCUCGCGUAGGUUGUCGCCCAGCGUCCGUGCCCCGGCGGCGACACUCCCUGCACAGCGUGGGCUCGGGCUCCAACUUCAGCGGCCAGAUCUCCUCGAAAGGUCCCGUGUAUAAGAAACUACAAUCCGUCCCGCUCUCCCCUAUGUCCCACUCUAGCUUCUCACCCCCACCGCCUAUCAAGUCGCCGUGGUCUGAAGCCCUCGCCAGUUUCAACCACAACCACUCCUUCGAACACAACUAUGAGAACAAACUCUCUAAGAUCAAGAUGAACUACAGAGCCAUGUUGGACCAAUUGUCCUACGACUCGCCUACUCCCAACCCGUGGGGCACCGUCAAGAUCAUUGACUUUGCGCACGCCUUCUUCAAUGGUGAUGAAGAAAAGCAAAUCGAUGAGAAUUUCAGAGAAGGUAUUGACAAUUUUGUUGAAAUUUUCGAAUGUUUUCUGAGAGAAACUGAUGACCAAGUACUAUGAUACAGCCAACGUUUACUUGCAGAAGGUGUGUAAAGUUAUAAAUAAAAUAAAGAGAAGAUAUUUUGUGGCCGUAGUUAAGGUUUUCAAAUGUAAUACUUACGUAUUAACAAGUGUCACAGAGCGAAGUCAUUACUCCUAGUCGCAGGUUUGAAACGGACAAUAUAAUAUUGUUCCUAAUCUACAUAGUUACUAAAUAUAUAGCGUGAAACUUUGUAAUGUUUGUCACUGGUGUCCUACAGUCAAAUACAAAGUACUUAUAUUCAUUCAAUGUAAUCUUGUGGUAUUUCAAUGUGUCAAACUUUUCUAAAAGACUACAGUAUUGUUUGAAUAUGGUUCACUUCAAU